Molecule: messenger RNA, 1505 nt
Organism: Marmota monax (woodchuck)
Lineage: Eukaryota; Metazoa; Chordata; Mammalia; Rodentia; Sciuridae
Gene: Sde2
Product: SDE2 telomere maintenance homolog
Exons: 7
Coding region: 42-1400 (452 amino acids)
Cellular component (GO): nucleus
Source: RefSeq, a predicted model, not a curated record
UUAGUAUUUCAGGGCGUCUGGAGGUUCCGGGACUAGGGAAAAUGGCGGGGACUGUGGUGCUGGCGUGGAUUCGCGGCCCCGGCUCCGGGUGCAAGGCGGUGCAGUGUACCUCGGACCGGUGUUCCGUACGGGAUUUUAUCCACGGACACUGCCAAGAUCAGGAUGUUCCAGUGGAAUACUUCUUUGUGAAAUGCAAUGGAGCUCUCGUUAGCACCGAUGAUACAGUGCAGCAUGGAGCUGUUUAUAGUUUGGAACCCCGACUUUGUGGUGGGAAAGGAGGUUUUGGAUCCAUGCUCCGAGCACUUGGUGCUCAGAUUGAGAAGACAACCAAUCGAGAAGCUUGCCGGGAUCUCAGUGGAAGGAGACUACGAGAUGUCAAUCAUGAGAAAGCAAUGGCUGAGUGGGUAAAACAGCAAGCUGAGCGGGAGGCUGAAAAGGAGCAAAAGCGCCUGGAGCGCCUACAGCGGAAGCUUGCAGAACCCAAGCACUGCUUCACCAGCCCCGACUACCAGCAGCAGUGCCAUGAGAUGGCGGAGCGGCUAGAGGAUUCCGUCCUUAAAGGUAUGCAAGCUGCCUCCAGCAAGAUGGUAUCGGCAGAAAUCAGUGAGAAUCGGAAGCGGCCCAACAAAUCAAAUACAGACCAAGGAGCCAGUGCAAAGAAAAGAAAAUGUUUUUGGUUGGACAUGGAAGGACUAGAGACUGCUGAGGGAUCCAGUUCUGAGAGCUCAGAUGAUGACAGAGAAGAAGCACCUAGUACUUCAGGAAUGAGCUUCGCCACUCCAAAAAAUGGCAGGGAUGCUGUUGAGAUGGCAGCCAGAUUUCCUAGCACUUCUCAGAGGGAGGAAGAAUUGAGUACAGACCUUGGAUUAUCAGAACAAGUACAGAGUCCAGAGACUGACCCUGGGAAGUUUAUUUCAGAAGACUUAUUUGCAGACCUGGGAGAGACAUCUACCAAGGAGCACAGGGAGAGGAUGACAGUUAGAGAAACAGAGACUAAGGAGAUAAAGAAAGCAGAAUGUCAAGAACUCACAGAAAGGGAAGCAGCUGGUGUUGGACUGAGUAAGAAUAAAGGGACAAAAGAAAUCACUGAUGGAGAAAUAGCUGCCAAGGUAGCUCCUGGAGAGGAUAGGGAAAACGUCCCCGUUGCCAAACUGGAGGAAAGCCAGUCAGGAAAUAGAGUUCUUGGUCAGGAAACUGUGGAUUUGCUGGCAUUCAGCUCUGCUGCAGAACUAGAGUUGUUGGGUUUGGAAAAACUCAAGAGUGAACUGAUGGCCCUUGGACUGAAGUGUGGGGGGACGCUACAGGAACGGGCAGCAAGACUCUUCUCUGUCCGAGGACUUGCAAAAGAACAGAUUGACCCAGCUUUAUUCGCCAAGCCUUUGAAAGGAAAAAAGAAAUGAAGUUCAUCAGAGCUGAAUCCCUGUGUGUAGUCUGCUGGAUAAUCUGCCUAAUGUGAAUUUGUAGCCAUCAUUCCCAUCAAUUAAAAGCUAUUUUUAACAACCCAA